Messenger RNA from Stylophora pistillata, 1952 nucleotides. Its product is annotated as hypoxia-inducible factor 1-alpha inhibitor. Gene Ontology annotation, biological process: negative regulation of Notch signaling pathway. Gene Ontology annotation, cellular component: cytoplasm; nucleus. The record is from RefSeq and is a predicted model, not a curated record. NCBI's taxonomy places the organism in Eukaryota, Metazoa, Cnidaria, Anthozoa, Scleractinia, Pocilloporidae. Gene Ontology annotation, molecular function: [protein]-asparagine 3-dioxygenase activity; ankyrin repeat binding; peptidyl-histidine dioxygenase activity.
UCAGGGAAGCAGCUGUAAGCACAUUUUACUUGGAAAGCAAAUGAUUAACGACCAAGUCUUCAGAGUUCAUACACGCAAGUGUUAAUUCCGGCAACAAUUUCGCGGUUUGGUGUAACUGGAAUCAUUUUCGUUCGAAAAGAAUCGAGGAAUGGAAUAUCUUGUGGGCUAAGUUUACAGAGGUUAGACCACGCAACGAAGUUGCUACUUCCAUUUAGAUUACAGCGCUGUUGAUUAACUACAGUUAAGGAAGACUUCGAGAGAAAUGGAGAAUGAAUCAACCCUGGUGCGCAUAUUUGUUGCGCUUGCAUUUCUCUUGUGUUUCACGAGUGCAUCUGAAGAAACUUCAUGGGAUCCAAUGAGAACUUCCAUCUGCCACAGAAACAGCAACUCAGGAGCUGAUGUUCACUGCGAAAGCAACUCAGCGCCUUAUAGCUGCAGUAAUAAAAAUGACGAUAAAGAGAAACUAAAAUAACAUUUACACGAGACUGAGCCGCCAAAGUUCCGUGGUGUGUAUUCAUUCCCAGUGGAUCCUAUUCCAAGGAGAAACUGUUUCGACAAGGGAGCAAUGGAAUUUCUACAAAAGGGGCUUCCAGUGGUACUCGAAAAAUGUACAUUCCAGAAGACUGCCUUAAAAUGGACCAUAGACUACCUAAGAGAGAAUCUGCAAGAUGAAGACCACACGGCAUACUUUUCACACACCAGACAGUUUCUUUAUUACGACGACGAUGAAAUGAAAGGCAUUUACAAAGAAUGGAAACCGCCGAUAAUCAAGAAAUUCUUGAAUUUUAGUAAUUUUACGAAAAUGAUGGAGGAAAUAGAGGAGGCGAACAAUGGGAGCCGAGCUUACUUUCAGUCACUGAUAUAUCUUCAAGAAGGUGUUAGUGCCGCCAUGCAGAACGACAUUGAUUCUUUCAACUAUACCUGGCUACUUGACGUCGUGACGCGCUUGAGCUGGGGCGAGGAUGUUACUAACUUGCUAUUGGUUGGCAUGCCUGAUGUCGUCACGCCUGCGCACUUUGAUGUCUUGGAGAAUCUUUACGUGCAGAUUUUUGGCCGGAAGCGUGUCAUCUUGUUUAGUCCAGAUUACUUCCGUUCUUUGUAUCCCCAUCCUGUGGGACAUCCUCAUGAUCGGCAAACACAGGUGGACUUCGACAAACCUGAUUUUGACUGGUUUCCUAGAUUCCGUGAGAUUAGAGGUAUGGAGGUUGCUUUAGAGCCAGGAGAGGUCUUAUAUAUUCCAAAUCUUUGGUGGCAUUACAUUGAAAGCGAGAUGCACAGCAACACCAUAUCAAUUAAUUUUUGGUUUGAGGGGAAAAAUACCAGCACGGAAGAUGAUGCAAGUAAAAAGAAGACGAACACCACAGAAAUAGAAACAGAAAAUAACAAAGAAUCACACCAAGAAUAUGACAGCUCUCGAGGAAAUGAGGAGCAGUAUGAAGAAACCUUAAGGGGGCACUCCGGGGGAGCUGGAAACAGCGAUUCUCAACAAAUUAACGAACGCAGUGAUGAAUCAAAGGCAGAUGAAACCAUGGUGGGAGGAACCGAGGGAAAAAAGGAUGGAAAGGAAUCAGACGAAGUUGAUUUAAAUGAAGAAGAUGUGAAAGAAAUUGAGCUGUCGGCCGCUGAAUACUUAAUCCUUCUAAGAGAAACAGAGGUAUCGCUUUUCAAGGCUACACGAAGCCACGCAAAGGUGAAGAAAAUAUUGGAUGAAUUGUUAUCGGGAAGAUUUGAUCACAUAUAAUAGUAAUGUUAUUUAUGUCAGCAAGACUGUGACAAUGAUGAAAUUAUAAUGAUAAGAAUUUAAAAAACAUUAGAAGACUGUGAUCUGAUCGCAGAAAAAAAUAUCUUUUAGAAAAUAACUAAGGAAUUUAUAAUUAAUAAUAUCAGAAUAAUACAUAGCUGAAAUCGUGAUGAAAAAAGUCAAUAAACGAGUGAAAAACUGUUUUUUUUUU